CAAUACAUUUUCACAAAGCUUAAACAAGCCUUCCCCCAAUCCCAUCACCACCUUCACCCCACUCCACCAUUUGAGAGAGAGAGAGAGAGAGAGAGAGAGAGAGAGAGAGAUAGAUAUAUAUAUAUAUAGAUUCUGAAACAAAGGAUAAUGAGAUAUGGUGGGAUUAAGUAUAGUCUUGGAGAACCAAAAAACUGGUAGCUCUAGCAAGAAAAGCCCCCAAGUUAUCAACAAAGCUACUAUGAAUAUUAACAACAAGCUUUUUACUUCUUCUCAGUCAACUUUCCCAGUGCCUACUUUUCUUCAGCGAUGCUUCCUCUGCCAACAGCCUCUUUUGCCGGGCAAAGAUAUCUACAUGUACAAGGGAGAGAGUGCUUUUUGUAGCGUGGAGUGCAGGUGCAGGCAGAUAUUUAUGGACGAAGAAGAUAGUAUUAAGAAAGAGAACUGUUCAUUGGCUGCGAUGAAACCAACUUCUUCUUCAUCAGCUUCUGGUUCCCGUCGGAAAGGAAACAGAAACCGAGGAGGAGGAGGAGGCGGCGGCUUUGCUUACUGAAGAAAGAUGAUGAUCACCAGGAAUGGAAAAAAAAAUUGUUUUUUUUUGU
Messenger RNA from Pistacia vera, 599 nucleotides. RefSeq names its product FCS-Like Zinc finger 15. The record is from RefSeq and is a predicted model, not a curated record. Bases 155 to 550 code for a protein of 131 amino acids. The transcript has 2 exons. Lineage: Eukaryota; Viridiplantae; Streptophyta; Magnoliopsida; Sapindales; Anacardiaceae.